Bacidia gigantensis is the source of this 1356-nucleotide messenger RNA. RefSeq lists its product as uncharacterized. Gene Ontology annotation, cellular component: 90S preribosome; nucleus. NCBI's taxonomy places the organism in Eukaryota, Fungi, Ascomycota, Lecanoromycetes, Lecanorales, Ramalinaceae. The record is from RefSeq and is a predicted model, not a curated record. Gene Ontology annotation, biological process: maturation of SSU-rRNA. The coding region runs from base 1 to 1356 and encodes 451 amino acids. The transcript has 2 exons.
AUGCCUAAAAGAAAACGUGAUGGCUUUCAGUCGCAGGAAAGACAUAACGCUCGACGCAAAUCCCUGCCAGAACGGCAGCGAUACGUACGAGACAUCCUCGACAAUGGAAAGACCUCGUUAUUUCGAGCCCUCAAAGUUGCACGGGGCUUUGAGCGGCAGAAGCUGGGCCGGCGACAGAAAACUGCCAGCCAGGAGAAGAAGGACGCAGAGGUGACGCGUAUAGUAGAAGAAGUUUCUGUGCUGAAGAGUCUAGAUCUAGAAAAAGUUGCUGAAAUGCAUUUAUAUAAGACGUGUCUCAAGACUAAAUCCAUCGGAAGCUCAGAAAGUCUACCUUCAUACGUGGGGGAAAUGGUCAAGACAGCUAAGCAGGCUCAGUCUACGGCGAUGGCAAAUGUCCAAGCACGCCUGUUCAACUCGAUGCCUGUAAAGACGGCAAUGCUAGACGUCAUGCAGAGUGUGAGGCAUGCUUUGGGUGCAAUUGAGACAGAUGAAGGCCCUAGGGUAGCAGAAAAGGAUCAUGACUCGGUCAACGGAGGAACUAGGGAACGUGGCACAAAUGAAGGACGGAGAACAGAAAUGGACCUUGAAGGUGCGGAUGAUAUGAUCAUAGAGAAUAAUGUCAUCUCAAAAAUCCGCUCGCAGUCCGAUGGUAGCGAAAGCUUGGACGACACGCUGCGAGCGUACGAUCAACGUCUUGCCGAUUCGGAUGACGAAAUAAUACGCUCAACAGAUGAGGAAAAAAGUGUGAGUGCAGAGUGGCUCGGCUUCGAAGAUGAUGUCUCGUUAGACAGCAAGUUGAGAAGUGACACUGUGGGACUUGGACAAGGUUCUAUUAGCUUGAAACGGAAGAAAAGCGCAGCUGUACCUCCAGCAAAGCCCUCCACUACAAUAUUCCUACCGACGCUCUCGAUGGGUGGCUACUGGUCGGGCAGUGAAUCUGCGUCUGAUCUCGAUGGGACUGCCAAUAUUCCCAAAGUGCGUAAAAACAAGCGCGGUCAGCGGGAGCGACGCGCGAUCAACGAGAAGAAGUAUGGGCAGGGUGCAAAUCAUUUGAAGAAGGCGGCGGCGCAGAGUCGCGACACUGGCUGGGACGCUCGUAAAGGUGCGACAGCAAGUGAUGAUCGAAAGAUAAGCAAAGAUCGUUUCGGACGUGACCUCAGGAAAGGUGCGAAGACCAACGGGUUUCGGAAGGCUCGCACCAAUCCUCAACGCAGCGGAGCAAACGAAGAGCCCCUGAAGGCUCGAGCAAAGACGAACAGUGAUAAAAGCAUACAUCCUUCAUGGGAAGCGGCAAAGAAGGCGAAAGAAGAGAAGAAGACGUUGCCUUUUCAGGGCAAGAAGAUAACCUUCGAUUGA